Molecule: messenger RNA, 1255 nt
Organism: Loxodonta africana (African savanna elephant)
Lineage: Eukaryota; Metazoa; Chordata; Mammalia; Proboscidea; Elephantidae
Gene: REEP5
Product: receptor accessory protein 5
Exons: 5
Coding region: 67-636 (189 amino acids)
Source: RefSeq, a predicted model, not a curated record
UCAGCAGAGCUCUGCGUCCACCCGGCAGUAGGAGCAGCCCCGGGCGGUGGCGCGACAGUCCCCGCCAUGUCUGUGGCCAUGAGGCAGAGGUUCGACCAGUUCCUGCACGAAAAGAACUGCAUGACCGACCUGCUGGCCAAGCUCGAGGCCAAGACCGGAGUGAGCCGGAGCUACAUCGCGCUCGGUAUCAUCGGGCUGGUGGCCUUGUACCUGGUGUUCGGUUAUGGAGCCUCUCUCCUCUGCAACCUGAUAGGAUUUGGCUACCCAGCCUACAUCUCAAUUAAAGCCAUAGAGAGUCCCAACAAAGAAGAUGAUACCCAGUGGCUGACCUACUGGGUAGUGUAUGGUGUGUUCAGCAUUGCUGAAUUCUUCUCUGAUCUCUUCCUGUCCUGGUUCCCCUUCUACUACAUGCUGAAGUGUGGCUUCCUGUUGUGGUGCAUGGCACCGAGCCCCUCUAAUGGGGCUGAACUGCUCUACAAGCGCAUCAUCCGUCCGUUCUUCCUGAAACAUGAGUACCAGGUAGACAGUGUGAUGAAGGAUCUGAAAGACAAAGCCAAAGAGACUGCAGAUACCAUCGCUAAAGAAGCCAAGAAAGCUACCGUGAAUUUACUGGGUGAAGAAAAGAAGAGCACCUAAACCACUGACUGGAUGAAGCCUUUCUGCCCUCUCCAGACCUUCCUGUUAGGGCUUGUUGUUAUAUUAGGGACUGUGGUGUGAUCAUUUUAAUAAUGUUGCCUUGGAAACAUUUUGAUAUAUUAAAAAGCGAAUGUGUUGUGAGGGUUUUUUUUUUUUUGCUUAUUUUUACUGUCUAUAUAUGUAGGCCACUUAGGUUUAUAUAUGUAGGGAACAUUUUAAAUUUAAUGCAGUGGGCAGUGUCCAAAUUUUUAGAAAUUUUGUCUGUAGGAAGGCAAAGGUAUGUUACUGUCCUGCAGGAAAUAAAAAAAUAAACUUAAAACAAACAUAUGUAUCUCACAGGCUGUGUACUUCACUGGACGGUCUCUGCAUGAAUUUUCUCUGUACUUACAUUUAGUGCACUCUUUAUGGUUCUUCAUGUUAAUGUACAAUUUUAUAUAAUUCUUAAAUGAUUUUAACGUAUUUGUGCAUAUAUAUGUAUGUACAUAUAUAUUUGGAUAUGUGACUGGCUAACUAUAACAUGCAUAAUUCUCAUGGGGAAGGGGGGGUCACAUAUACUAUCUAUAAAUUCUGUACAGUAAGAAAAAAAAAAAAAAACUUUUUCACCUGCCAAAAGCUGCAG